AUGUUUUCCUUCGUUGUUCAGAAACCUCAACUUCCGCUAUGGUUGGACUUUGGCCUUUCAAUAUGGUCAAUGCUUUCUGGCAGCAGUAAAGAGACCCAAGACUGCGUGCACUCACCCCAGAGCAGACACUGCUGGCGUGAUGGGUUCGAUAUCAACACCGAUUAUGAGGCUAAGAUACCGUCAGGGAAGCUCGUGGAGUACGAUUUCACCGUUUCGGAAGCAGUCCUUGCUCCAGACGGAUACUUGACGAAUGUCACCCUGGUAAAUGGGAUGUUUCCCGGCCCAACCCUGGAAGCCGAAUGGGGAGAUACUAUCAGGAUAACGAUCCACAACAAUCUCACAAACCACAACGGCACAUCCAUACAUUGGCAUGGGAUUCGCCAAUUCGAGACCAACUGGCUCGAUGGUGUUCCUGGAGUAACUCAAUGCCCGUCAAAGCCUGGAGACUCGCAAGUUGUUGAAUUCCGAGCAAUGCAAUACGGGACCGCAUGGUAUCAUUCCCACUACAGCCUACAGUACACAAACGGUGUUCUCGGACCUAUUCACAUCAAGGGACCCUCAAGUAUGAACUACGACGUGGAUCUUGGUCCACUGUUGAUCAGUGAUUGGUACCACCACGACGCCUUCGGUCUAUUCCAUUACGAGAUCGCUUCGCCGCAUGCGCCGCUUCCCGUCACAACUAUCUUGAAUGGUAAAGGAGUCUUUGACUGCGAUCCAGCCAGCGAUGCUCGCUGUACGGGAGAGCACCAACGACACGAGAUAGUGUUCGAAAAGGGAAAAAGAUACAAGAUUGGGCUCAUCAACACCGGCAGCCUGCUGACAUACAAGUUUUGGAUCGAUGGCCACAAUUUCACGGUCGUACAGACGGAUUUCGUCCCGAUCAAGCCAUAUGUCACAGAUGUGCUGAUCGUUGGGAUAGCUCAACGAUACGAGAUCAUCAUCGAAGCGAACGCCACUUUCAUAUAUGGUUCCAACUUUUGGAUCCACGCAACAUACUGUGACGACGAUGACAUGUUGGACUCGAGGGUUGGCAUAAUCCGCUACGACGGCAGCGAUGAUCAUGAUCCGCACACGCCGCCCAAGAGUGAGCAACACCCCGGAUACGGCUGUCGGGAUCCGGCUCCAGAAAACCUUGUCCCAAUUGUCGAGAGGGAGGUAGGAAAGAGAGUGAACGGGCUCAGUCCUGCCGACUACCUCAGAAUCGGCCUGCAGGGCUGGCCCAACAUCUCGGAUACAGAUUCACUCGUACACAAAUGGACACUCACCAAUAGAACCCAGUACAUCGAUUGGAGAGAACCAACGAUCAAAGCUCUCACUUCGGACGCUGGAGCUCAGUUUGAGAAUGAGACAUGCCCGAUAUACCUGGACUACGAGACUGGCGAAUGGGUGUACUUUGUCAUCGAGAACAACUACACGCUGAGCGACGCCAACACGCCUCGCACCAUCCCUCGCUCGGUCCACCCCAUCCACCUACACGGGCAUGACUUUGUCAUCCUCGCUCAGGGUGAUGGCAUAUUCGACCCCAUUGACGUGGUGCCGAACCUUCACAACCCAACCAGAAGGGAUGUCGUCAAUUGUCCGAUUGGCGGCUACGUGUGGAUCGCAUUCCAGAUCAACAAUCCUGGAGCGUGGCUGAUGCAUUGCCAUAUCGCGUGGCAUGCCAGUGCUGGCCUCUCAUUGCAGUUUAUUGAGCAACCUGGCCGGAUCAAGGGGUUGAUGGAACAGGCAGGAGCCUUGCCUGAGCUUACUGAUAGGUGCGAAGAUUGGACUGAACACUACAAUACUGUAAACAUACCAAAGGGGGCGUUGCAGGAUGAUUCAGGCAUUUAA
Lasiodiplodia theobromae is the source of this 1830-nucleotide messenger RNA. RefSeq names its product Multicopper oxidase. The transcript has 7 exons. Gene Ontology annotation, molecular function: copper ion binding; oxidoreductase activity. Bases 1 to 1830 code for a protein of 609 amino acids. NCBI's taxonomy places the organism in Eukaryota, Fungi, Ascomycota, Dothideomycetes, Botryosphaeriales, Botryosphaeriaceae. The record is from RefSeq and is a predicted model, not a curated record.